AACAAGGAAGAAGGGUUGCUGGUGGUAGUAUAGCGCAGAAGAAGAAACUAGAACACCAUCCUUAUUCAUUCCUCCACCAUUUUCAAUCUCAUUCCUCCUUCAACCACUCUCAUCUUUGAUCGGAGAAUUCUAUUCUCCACGCUACAUUACGUUUUUUUUUUAAGAUGUCAUCAUCGAACACCCCGUGCGCGGCGUGCAAGUUCCUGCGGCGGAAGUGCACGCAGGAGUGCGUGUUCGCGCCGUACUUUCCGCCAGAGAACCCGCAACGGUUUUCAAGCGUGCACCGCGUGUUUGGCGCGAGCAACGUGGCGAAGCUCCUGAACGAGCUUCAAGCCUCGCAGCGCGAUGACGCGGUGAAGUCGCUCGCGUAUGAGGCGGAUGCGCGCUUGAGGGACCCAGUGUACGGCUGUGUCGGCUUUAUCUCGGUCCUUCAGCAGCGCCUCCGCCAGAUGCAGGCCGAAGUGGCCAUUGCCAAGAAGGAGCUUGGGACUUACGUUGGUCCCCAGGGGAUUAACUACCUCCUCGCCAACCCCGGCCCCGUCAUCCUCCCCAACCAACAAGGCGGCGGCAUGGGUGGGAACACCAACCAAAACGCUGCGUUUGACCUUCUCGCGAACUUUCCUCCCAAUAACAUGGGGCCGGCCGGGCAGGGGGUUAUGGCCGGGCACGGAGGCGGACAGGUGGUGAUUCGAGACCCGCAGGAGCAGGAGUUUCUGGAGGCGCAGCAGCUGGCGGCCGCGGCGGCUCAGCAACAGCAGCAGCAGGCUAUGCUUAGGAGCUAUGAGCAGCAGCAGCAGGAGAUGAUGAGAUACAACAGUGGCGGGUUUGAGGCGGUUGGUGUUGGUGGUGGCGGUGGGUAUGGUCACCAGAUGGGUGUUGCUAUUCCUGGUGGUGGUGGUGAGGUUUCUAAUUCCCUGGCUCUGUUUGAUAAUGUUGGCAGUUAUCAGAUGCAGCAGCAGCCACAGCAAGGGGGUGAAUAUCAUCAGCACCACCAUGUUUCUCACCAGCCUCCGGUUGAGGCACAGCUUCUGCUCUCGCCGCAGCAAUCACAGCAGCAAUCAGAUCUUGAGGAGGUUAGGAGCGUUGGCCCUUGCUGAUUUCUGAGUAUGUCCAACUAAAUAGGUGUUGCUUUUGGGUGCAGCUCUAGCCUCUAUGGGAGUUUUGUAAGAAUUUAAAAUGGAGGGAUGAAUAUUAGAGGGCCUGAUGGGUGCAUGGUUAAGCAUGUAGGUAGGAUCACCUCAGAUCCUGGAAUUAAAAGCUUUUCUAUCUUUUAUAUUUGAAUUUGAAGUACGUAGCAGCUUUUAUGUAAGGCAUCAUGCAUGAUCCCGAACUCCAUCUUGUUUAUGUCAUCAUAGCCACUUCUUGGAAAUAGUGUGUUCAUUUGGUACUGGGGAUGGUUUAACUCACAUUGGUAUGAUACCAAAUUUGGCAGACAAUUUGUGAAUUAUAUCGUACUUAGACAUA
Messenger RNA from Lotus japonicus, 1464 nucleotides. RefSeq names its product LOB domain-containing protein 36-like. The record is from RefSeq and is a predicted model, not a curated record. NCBI's taxonomy places the organism in Eukaryota, Viridiplantae, Streptophyta, Magnoliopsida, Fabales, Fabaceae. The transcript is spliced from 3 exons. The coding region runs from base 165 to 1097 and encodes 310 amino acids.